Plasmodium adleri (nom. inval.) is the source of this 1140-nucleotide messenger RNA. Its product is annotated as DNA damage-inducible protein 1, putative. Gene Ontology annotation, biological process: proteolysis. The coding region runs from base 1 to 1140 and encodes 379 amino acids. The transcript has a single exon. NCBI's taxonomy places the organism in Eukaryota, Apicomplexa, Aconoidasida, Haemosporida, Plasmodiidae. Gene Ontology annotation, molecular function: aspartic-type endopeptidase activity. The record is from RefSeq and is a predicted model, not a curated record.
AUGGUUUUCAUUACCAUAUCAGACGAUAAUAAUAUAAUAACGAGUCUUGAUGUUCAUGAGGAUACUGAAAUGUGGACGAUUACAAAUAUUAUUGAAAAUGAUUUUUCUUUGAAUAUGAAUAUAAAUGAAUUGACAUAUAAUGGGAAUACAUUAGAUAAAUUUGAUACUAUAAAAAAAUUAAAUAUAAAAGAAGGGGAUUUAUUAUUUGUUCGUAAAAGAAUUAGUAGUGAUAUAGUUAAUAAUGAUAUGAAUAAUAUGUCUGCUUUAAAUAACAUUCUUUCUACAAAUAAUAAUAUGGAAAAUCUUGGAAAUAACUUUAAUAAUGAGAAUGUACAGAAUAUUUUAAAUAAUCCAGCUUUCAAAACAUUAUUAGAUCAAUUUAAAGUAUAUCAAGAAAAUGAAUAUAUAAAAAAAGAAUCUGAGAUUUUAUUGCAAAUGAAGAAUGAUAAAAGCAAAAUGGCUGUUUUAAAAUUACAAGAUCAGACUUUAUAUAAUGCUAUAAUUUCACAAAAUUUGGAAGAAAUUAAAAAAAUUGUAAAAGAAAAAUAUGAAAUGGAAAAAAAAGAAAAACAAAAAGAACAAGAAAUGUAUGAAAAAGCUUUAAAAAAUCCAUUAUCAGAAGAUUCACAAAAAUAUAUAUAUGAAAAUAUAUAUAAAAAUGAAAUUAAUAAUAAUUUAGCAUUAGCUCAAGAACAUUUUCCUGAAGCUUUUGGAGUAGUUUUUAUGUUAUAUAUACCAGUUGAAAUUAAUAAACAUAGUGUUCAUGCAUUUGUAGAUUCAGGAGCACAAUCAAGUAUUAUGUCAAAAAAAUGUGCAGAAAAAUGUAAUAUUCUAAGAUUAAUGGAUAAAAGAUUUACAGGUAUUGCAAAAGGAGUAGGAACAAAAACUAUACUAGGAAAAAUACAUAUGAUUGAUAUAAAAAUUGGUAACUACUUUUAUGCUGUAUCAUUAACUAUUAUUGAAGAUUAUGAUAUAGAUUUUAUAUUUGGAUUAGAUUUAUUAAAAAGACAUCAAUGUUUAAUAGAUUUUAAACAAAAUGCUCUUAUCAUACAAGACAAUAAAAUCCCUUUCUUAUCAGAAAAAGAUGUUUUAUCUAUAUCAACACAAAGUAUAGACAUUGAUCUGCCAAAAGAUUAUUAA